UUAAGUUUGAAGCAACAUUCAUAGCCUGCACACAAAGAUUAACAAGUAACUUGUCGAAUAAGGAGUACAGGCAGCUGAUAUUUUCAGCACAACACAUACACAAUGGCAAAUUUCGGCGGGCUUAUUAUUUUUGUCUGUGCUUUCGCAUUGCUUCCACUGUUUACUAACGUAGCUGCAGAUUCAUACGAAUACAAACCUUCACCAUACUACUCGCCCUCAUACGUGUACAAAUCCCCAUCAUACUAUAAAUCUCCACCACCCUACUCUCCCUCGUACUCCUACAAAUCUCCUCCAUACGAAUAUAAGUCUCCACCACCCUAUGAAUAUGGCACCUACUCACCCUCGUACUCCUACGAGUCCCCUUCAUAUUACAAGUCUCCACCAGCUUACAAGGCCCCUUCAUACUACAAGUCUCCACCAGCUUACAAAGCCCCUUCAUACUCCUACGAGUCCCCUUCAUACUACAAGUCUCCACCAGUUUACAAGUCCCCUUCAUACUCCUAUGAAUCCCCUUCAUAUGACUACAAGUCUCCACCAGUUUACAAGUCCCCUUCAUACGAUUACAAGUCUCCACCAGCCUACAAGUCCCCUUCAUACGACUACAAGUCUCCAGCAGUUUACAAGUCCCCUUCAUACUCCUAUGAAUCCCCUUCAUACGACUACAAGUCUCCACCAGCCUACAAGUCCCCUUCAUACUCCUACGAGUCCCCUUCAUACUACAAGUCCCCACCAGCCUACAAAUCCCCUUCGUACUCCUAUGAGUCUCCUUCGUACUACAAGUCUCCACCCUCCUACAAGUCCCCCUCAUAUGACUACAAAUCCCCCGAACCCUACAAGGCUCCUUCAUAUGAUAAGUCCCCUGAACCCUACAAGUCCCCUUCAUACUACUACUCUCCUAAACCAUACUACUACUCACCCUCGUACUCUUACAAGUCUCCACCUCCUUACUAAACUAAAGUCUCCACCAUCUUACCUAAUGCCCUAGCUUCAUAAUCAUAAGUCACUCUCCCUGAUACUGUUUAUCUUCUACUUUCUACAAACAAUAAAGACAAGUGUCAAAGUUUUGUUGUUUAUUUCCACUAAUCGUUUACUGUCUUUGUUACUUGGAUGUUGAAAAAAAGUGUAAUAAGUGUGCUUGGUUCCUGUGGGCUAUUGACCCUAUUGUUAUAUAAGAAAUAAUGUAUCUGAGUUCUUAAUUGAAUUUAUGGAUUGAUAAUCUUGUGCUGCUA
Molecule: messenger RNA, 1229 nt
Organism: Chenopodium quinoa (quinoa)
Lineage: Eukaryota; Viridiplantae; Streptophyta; Magnoliopsida; Caryophyllales; Amaranthaceae
Product: extensin-2-like
Exons: 1
Coding region: 103-951 (282 amino acids)
Source: RefSeq, a predicted model, not a curated record